Messenger RNA from Raphanus sativus (radish), 856 nucleotides. RefSeq lists its product as uncharacterized. The transcript is spliced from 4 exons. The record is from RefSeq and is a predicted model, not a curated record. Bases 110 to 592 code for a protein of 160 amino acids. Lineage: Eukaryota; Viridiplantae; Streptophyta; Magnoliopsida; Brassicales; Brassicaceae.
CAUUUUCAAUAAUCUAAAAUAAUUAUGAUUACUCUUUGAUGGCACAGGGAGAGGACAAGGAGGACGCCCUAGUCAGUAUCAUGGCGGAGGACUAUCAGGCUAUUCAGGAAUGGCUGGUCCGAUGCAACACGCUGCGGCUGCCCAGCUCAUGUAUCCAGCGUACGGGUACACCUACAAUUCUGAAUAUGGAUACCACCAAGCAUUAUACAACACACAACUCCAGCAAGCAGAAGCACAAGCACAAUACUACCAACAGCAAAUGUACGGCGGAGGAGCAACAUCACCAUCAUCAUCCAACAUCAUGCCUUCUCCUUAUUAUUACCUCCAAGCUCCAAGCCCUAGACCGUAUCCUCAUCAGCAUUAUGGUCAUCAUAUUAACCUUCAGCAGCAACAGCAACAGCAACAACGCUUAACUUCUGCUUCUUCUUACCUAAUCUACCCAUCCAAUUUCGGGGUUCCUACUACUUUUGCUCAUUCACAAGAGCCAAUAUCUUCUUCAACCGAAUCACAAGCACCACAUCAAGUCUCUGGAGGAGGAGAACUCGAUGUAACGGAUGCACCUGAAAGUACAACAACGGACAGCAAAGAGUAGACACCAUCUUCUAGAUCAACUCCGUCUCCAACUUGUACAAUCUUUUGACAUUCUUACGCUCUCUUUCUCUUCAUCCAACAAAGAGAAAAAAGCUGAUUCGUUUAUUUUCUCAGCCAAAUCCACGUAUGACUUACCAUGACUGCUAAAAUAAAGAUGGCUCUAUCUAUUAAUUCUUUUCUUUUCUUUUUCUUUUCUUUUUCUUUCUAACUGAAUUACAAGUUGACUUGAUAUUCUUUUAAAAUAAAUUAACUUUUAAAAAAUCUU